Molecule: messenger RNA, 1143 nt
Organism: Rhipicephalus sanguineus (brown dog tick)
Lineage: Eukaryota; Metazoa; Arthropoda; Arachnida; Ixodida; Ixodidae
Product: visual system homeobox 2
Exons: 5
Coding region: 1-1065 (354 amino acids)
Biological process (GO): regulation of transcription by RNA polymerase II
Molecular function (GO): RNA polymerase II transcription regulatory region sequence-specific DNA binding; DNA-binding transcription factor activity, RNA polymerase II-specific
Source: RefSeq, a predicted model, not a curated record
AUGAACGACGAACUCUCGGCUGCUGUGGGCUACAGCCUUGUCUCAGAACCAACGACGGAAGGCGAGUACUGUGAUCUGAUGGACGAUUUCAACCCGUUGUGCAUACAGGACUCUGUGUUUGACGACAACUUUGACGCCGAUGCCACCGGCACAUUUUCAGAUCCCUUAGAUGCCAGGGACAGUGUCGCCGUAGCGCCUGCGGACGAUGGGACCGAGGUGGACUUCAGUGACCCAUUGGUUUCGGAGAGCCAGGACAGAAGCCUGUACGAAGUGACCGCAGAAGAAGCCUGCCAAGCGACCGGAGGCGUGUCAGUCAACGGCAAUGGCAGUGUGCGGCGAGAGCGGCGCAAGCAGCGGCGUUACCGCACCACAUUCAGCAGCUUCCAGCUAGAGGAGCUCGAGAAGGCGUUCCAGCAAAGCCGCUACCCGGAUGUCUUUGCCAGGGAGGACCUAGCUGCCAAGAUACAGCUGACCGAAGCGAGGGUACAGGUGUGGUUCCAGAACCGGAGGGCGAAGUUCCGCAAGCAGGAGCGCCACGACGCCAAGCGGUUGUCUUCCUUGCUUGCCGAAGCCAGCAUGUUGGCAGGCGAGGGCAGUGCGGACUCGACGGUAGCCGUCGAUGGUCUCGCCGGUAUAAGCGUCGACGUCCUCAAGGGUCUCCUCAGCGGCCUCUCCGGCGACUCCUUUGCGGAUCCAACGCAAAUGGGCGUUGCUGAGCCACUCCUGGAAGGCUUCGGCAACGAGAGCACCGGUAACUGCGACAUCGGCAGUGCCGUGCUAGCGACAGACACCGCCGCAGGAUUCAGCGCGGUGGACUUCGAGCUGCAUCCAGACACGACCCACUCGUUGACAGAGGCCGAGGAAACGCAGAACCACUCGGGAAACGUGCCUCGCGCCGUCGCGCCAGAUGGCGACUUGCUUCAGAUCGCAUUCGGCUCGGCCGUGGAAGACUUGACGCCACCCUCUUCUCUGGUCGACUGCCGUGACAGCGCGCUCAGCGACUCCGUGCAGAGCAUGUUCGUCGAGAUGUGCUUUCCCAGUGGCAUGCAAGAGGGCGAACUGUGAACGCGAAACGCCGAGAGGUGGUUCUCGAGAUCAUACUUUCGCGGUGUUUAGAUGAUCUCAAGAAAGCCGUGUUGCGCC